Molecule: messenger RNA, 994 nt
Organism: Prosopis cineraria
Lineage: Eukaryota; Viridiplantae; Streptophyta; Magnoliopsida; Fabales; Fabaceae
Product: membrane protein PM19L-like
Exons: 4
Coding region: 294-788 (164 amino acids)
Source: RefSeq, a predicted model, not a curated record
GGCCUGAAUAUUAUUAUAGAAUAUAAAAGAAGAUAAAACAGGAUGUAAGGAAGAUUCGUUCCCUCCUUCUAGAGGAAGGCUAAAUGUGCGUGGAAAGGAAUAUAAGCCGUUUCUUUCUAUCGAAGAAAAUCAUUUCAAUGUUGACAGCAACGAAGAGCCCUGUGGGUGGAUUAACUUUGUAUAUUAUAUUUCCUGGUAAAACAAUGAGAAGAAUACUGCUUUGCUUAUAUGAGGAUACAUCGUGGCUCGAGAAGGAUCAUCAUUUCAGGUUUUGUUUUUGAGCUUCUAACACCAUGGCUUCAGGAGGAUCCAAAUCCGUAGCCAGCAUCCUCUUAGUACUAAAUUUAGUGCUGUAUGUGGUUAUUACUGUAAUUGCUUCGUGGGCAGUGAAUCAUGGGAUUGAACAUUCUCGUGAAACAGCAUCUAGGUUGCCGAUUCCAGCUCGAAUAUUCCCAAUAUACUUUCCAAUAGGGAAUAUGGCGACAGGGUUCUUCAUAUUAUUCAGUCUCACAGCUGGGGUCGUGGGCAUCACCACCUCACUUACUGGACUACACAACCUUUCUCAAUGGAAUGCCCCAAACUUGAAUGCAGCAGCUGUUUCUUCUUUCACAACUUGGGCAUUCACUGUACUAGCCAUGGGAUUUGCAUGCAAAGAGAUUGAGCUUGGUUGGACACACUCAAAUCUGCGCACGUUAGAGAUAUUCACAAUAAUUGUAACUGCGACUCAAAUGUUAUGCACUGGUGUUAUCCACGUUGGGGUUUCAGAGUCUCCAAGUGCCGCAUACUGAGCUUCGCUUUCAUCACCAACUUCAUUUCUCUUUCAAACACCUCAAAUCGAUGCUUCUGGGCUUUGUAUUUUGUGAUUCUCUUGCGUUUUUAUCUCUGUUUUUAUUUCAUUUAUGGGUGAAAAUUUGAUUUGUAUGUUUUUGUACUUUCUCUUCGUUUCGAUUUGAUUAUGGAAUGCGUGAUCUAUUCACGGGACCUACAAAAUAGA